AUGGGAUCGACUGAGAACAGCCACACUACCGACCGCCGCUUUGGCACUCUGGCCGUCCACGCCGGUGCGCCACACGACCCUUCGACCGGUGCCGUCAUUGCUCCUAUUUCCCUCUCGACCACCUUCGCCCAGACCAGCGUCGGUAAACCCGUCGGCCUGUACGAGUACACUCGCAGCGCCAACCCCAACCGUGACAACUUCGAGCAAUCCGUCGCAGCCCUCGAGAACGCCAAGUAUGCACUUGCCUUCUCAUCCGGCUCCGCUACGACAGCCGUCGUCCUGCAAUCCCUCGCCGCAGGCUCCCACAUCGUCUCCGUCUCCGACGUCUACGGCGGUACUCACCGAUACUUCACCAAAGUCGCCGCCGCCCACGGCGUGCACGUUACCUUCUCCCCCUCCAUCGAGCUGCAUGUCGAGGACCUAAUCCGCCCCAACGAGACAAAACUCAUCUGGAUUGAGACCCCCUCCAACCCCACCCUGGGUCUAGUCGACAUCCAAGCUGUCGCAGACAUCGCCCACCGCCACGGCAUCCUCGUCGUUGUCGACAACACCUUCAUGAGCCCCUACGUCCAGAACCCGCUCAACAACGGCGCCGACAUCGUCGUCCACUCCGUCACAAAGUACAUCAACGGCCACUCCGACGUCUGCAUGGGCGUUGCAGCCUUCAACUCCGAGUCUUUGAACGAGCGCCUUUCUUUCCUGCAGAACGCCAUCGGCGCCAUCCCCUCGCCCUUCGACUGCUGGCUCGCCCACCGCGGCCUGAAGACGCUGCACCUGCGUGCUCGUGAAGCGACCAAGAACGCCACCGCUGUCGCGCUGGCCCUUGAAGCCUCCCCGCACGUCCUGGCGGUCAAUUACCCCGGCAUCGACUCGCACCCCCACCGGGCGAUUGCGAAGAAGCAGCACCGUGACGGUAUGGGCGGUGGCAUGCUCAGUUUCCGCAUCAAGGGCGGACAGAAGGCUGCGCAUGAUUUCUGCAAGUUCACCAAGAUCUUUACGCUGGCUGAGAGUCUUGGUGGCGUCGAGAGUCUUUGUGAGGUUCCUUCUAGCAUGACGCAUGCUGGUAUUCCGAAGGAUCAGCGGGAGGCUGCUGGUGUGUUCGAUGAUCUUGUUCGGAUGAGCUGUGGUAUUGAGGAUUCUGAGGAUCUUAAGGCGGAUGUGCUUAAGGCUUUGGAGACGGUUGUUAAGGAGGCGAAGAUUAAUGGGUAUGCUUAA
Penicillium argentinense is the source of this 1215-nucleotide messenger RNA. RefSeq names its product cystathionine gamma-lyase CYS3. Gene Ontology annotation, molecular function: pyridoxal phosphate binding; cystathionine gamma-lyase activity. Gene Ontology annotation, biological process: transsulfuration. Lineage: Eukaryota; Fungi; Ascomycota; Eurotiomycetes; Eurotiales; Aspergillaceae. The record is from RefSeq and is a predicted model, not a curated record. The transcript has 3 exons. Bases 1 to 1215 code for a protein of 404 amino acids. Gene Ontology annotation, cellular component: cytoplasm.